UCACAGUCCUCUCCUCCUCUCUGUCGUCAUGCUGAAUCUCAGAGGGGAGCAGGAGAGCUGAAGGAACUGACUCCUGCGCUGAAGACCUCUCCUCUGGCUGCUCCAAUGUCUUCUGCCCUUAGAGAGGCAGUUGUCAAGGGAGAUGCAAAGUGACCCACACCAACUUUCAAAACAAGUACAAUGCAAAAGAUCAGGUGAGGGUGUCUUGGGAUUCGUCUCCCUGCUGCAGAACGAGUCAGGACCAUCCUGGAUCCUCUCUGAGCCUGCUGUGCUCCUUAUUGUUCAGGGAACAAACUGUCCUGGGCUUGUGGCUACUGCUUAUCAUUCAUUCUGUGUUAGGCAGUCCACCUGUGACUGAGGGAGCAGAAAGAGGCCAUGGAGGUUCCUCUGGUCAACUUUGAGAACCUGGACGAAAUUGGAAUCAACCUGGCAGACCCAAGUGAUUCAGGAUAUCCGGCCUCACCCACUUCUGAGACACCAGAACAAAAUCACAUGACUCGCAGAACGAAUUCACUGGGACAUUCACAACAGGCACAGAGUCAUCCUGGAAACACACCUGUCUCGCCCACAACACCCCCAAAGAAAGGUACAUCAAGCUGCAAUAGUCUCAUCUCUAAUUGGAAGGUACAUAUGAGCAGUGAAGGCAGUCCCAAUGAGGGUCUCUUAGGCAAAGUGGCUAAAGACUGUUGUGAGGACAUGUUUUGGGAAAAGCAGAAGCUUGAGGAGGGAGACCAGAGAGUAGUCAUCAAUGUCUCAGGGAUGAUGUAUGAGACGACACUCAAAACCCUGAACCAGUUCCCUGACUCAUUGCUUGGAGACCCUAAGAGACGGAUCGACUAUUUCGACCCAAUGAAGAAUGAGUAUUUCUUUGACCGCAACCGUCCCAGUUUUGAUGGAAUCCUAUACUUCUAUCAGUCUGGGGGUAAGAUCCGCAGACCAGCAAAUGUGCCACUGGAUGUUUUUGCGGAUGAUAUUGUGUUCUACAGGCUGGGUCAUGAGGUGAUGGAACAAUUCAGAGAGGAUGAAGGUUUCAUCAAAGAGCCUGAGCCUCAGCUGCCAGAAAGUGAGAUUUGCCGUCAGUUCUGGCUCCUGUUUGAGUACCCAGAGAGUUCUAGCGCUGCCAGAUCUGUGGCCUUAGUGUCUGUUCUCGUCAUCACCAUUUCCAUCUGCAUCUUCUGCCUAGAGACUCUGCCAGAGUUUCGUGAUGAUCAUACUUUCACCCGUGAAGUUUUUAAUUUAACCCGUGAUGCUAACAGCACUCUCCUGUCCGCAGGAAUUUCUCCCAAAGGAAUGGAAAGUGUGUUCACAGACCCCUUCUUUAUAAUAGAAACAAUCUGCAUCAUCUGGUUCUGCUUCGAGUUAGGAGUGCGCUUCAUUGUGUGCCCCAGCAAGUGUGAGUUUUUCACCAACAUCAUGAACAUGAUUGAUUUCAUCUCCAUCAUGCCCUACUUCAUUACUGUUAUCACAGACCUGACGGUAUCUCAAGAAGAAGAAGAAGAAGAAAUGGCUAACCAGAACUUGUCUUUGGGUACACUGAGAGUUAUUCGACUAGUGAGGGUCUUCAGAAUCUUCAAGCUCUCCCGCCACUCCAAAGGACUCCAGAUUCUGGGGCAGACCCUGAAAGCUAGUAUGAGGGAGCUUGGCAUGCUCAUCUUCUUUCUCUUCAUCGGAGUCAUCCUCUUCUCCAGUGCCAUUUAUUUUGCCGAGGUUGAUGAACCCGAAACACAAUUUGUGAGCAUCCCAGAGGGGUUCUGGUGGGCUGUGGUCACCAUGACUACAGUCGGCUAUGGUGAUAUGUGCCCAGUCACCGUGGGGGGUAAGAUGGUGGGCAUCCUCUGUGCCAUCGCAGGUGUGUUGACCAUUGCUCUUCCUGUUCCUGUUAUUGUUUCCAACUUCAACUAUUUCUACCAUCGUGAAACGGAGCAGGGAGAGAAGCAUGUGAUGGAUGCAGCUGAAGAAGCAGCUGCAAACCAAAAAAAUUCUGAUGAGAAAUAUGAUAGCAUCUAUUCUCUGGACAAGAGCAACAGGGAUUGGCAGACUGAAAAAAAUGGCAUUCCUUGAAAAAAUAUAUAUAGUGCUGCUAAAUCUUGUAUGACUAGCAAUAAUAAGACAAUGCAACAAUGCACUUAGAAAAUUUUGGAUUGACAAAUGCAUAAUAUAGAUUUCCAUUUAUAUAUUUAAUGCUAUGCAUACACCGACAGUACUUAUAUCAAGACACCUCAAAAAUGAUGUAGACCUAGCCAAAGGCUGCUGGAAACAUCUCAGCUAUAUAACUGUGCUGCACUUCUAAACCUCUUUGUUCAGUCUGCUAUGUAAUGGGUUUGUUGAACACUGACAAAGGCUAUUUAAGUAAAGUUUCCCUUUAAUGCAUCCUAUCCAUCUUAACAGUGUCAGAAAGUAAUCACUAUGGAACCAAAAAAUCCUUGUUAGAAACGCAGUUGCCUAUGACGGCUUUUUGGUGCAAUCUAACUGCAUUUGACUAAGGUCACAAGAAGCAUUUAAUUUAGCAGAAAUUAGGUGCCUGUUUUGUGAAGCAUCUCAAAUGAUCAUUAAGGAAUCAUGAUUCUGCACUCUGAGCCUCCUUGCCACUACUGCACUUGGCUGAACAGGUCAUUCCUGUAGAGAUUAAUGCUGACAUCCCCUUUGACAUUGCUGCUACUCAAAGAGGAAAAAAACAAAAAAACAAACUUACACCAAACUGUGAUUCAUCUGUCAUAUCACUAAAUGUUUCCUUUUAAGUAUCUCACAUAUUUGUCAUAGGUAUUCAGACCUGCUUGUUUUAAUAUAUUCAAAGCAUGCUACGGUGGUAUAUUUAGAUGACCUACAGUGUCGUGGCAACUUUCUGCUGGUCAUCCCACAUUUAUGCAGGUAUUGCUAUUUAUAUCAACAUUCACUUCAAAUAUGAAGAGUGGCCUGUAGCCUUGUUAGCUCCAAAAAUUAUAGUUUCAAAUGAUUUCAUGUGCAUGACAACCAUUUUUUAAUGCAUCUGUCCCCUUCAUGACUAUUUCCUGACUUGGACCAUGUAGCACAGUCUCUACUCUUAUUGUUGGUUCCCCUAAUAACAAUGCAGUAUAUACAAUGAUGUAUACACACUUAAUAUAGCAAAUGUAAGGUUUUAUAUUUAUGGCAGCAGUUAGCUGCAAAUAGGUUAGUUGGUGGCUUCACAGGUCUUCCAAAAUUCACAAAUGGAGACAGUUAUGGCUGAAUAUUGCACAGCUUGCAUGAUGUGAUCUCCAUUAGUGAUAAGCUUACUAAGUUACCUCUCAAUUACAUUACACACACAUACAUAUAUAUUAUAUAUAAUUUCUUCAGGAGGCUUUUAGGUGGAAAAAAGAAGUAUCCAUUACAUGCAACAUUACUUCUAAUGCAUCAUAGCAGUUUGCACUUAUUUCUGGUCAAUUUCUUAAAAAUGAACAAGAAAUAUAACAAAAAUGUUGACAUUUAACUAUGCAUCUACCUAUAACUGGGAUUGCUUUUUGUAACAGUUUCUUUUUGCAGAAUCGAAUAGACUUGCACUUUUUGUAAAUAGCAUAUUUGAAAUUACAUUAAAACAUUUAUAUGCAUUCAUGUUAAUUAUAGCAAUAUAUUGCAGCACUUUCAAUGAAAGCUAGAAUUAGGUUUCCACUAAUAAUUGAAUAACUUCAACUAUACCAGCACAUAACUGUCAGGGGCGUAAAAUGUGCAGAAAACGAAGGACGCUAUUGCAAGUCUCCAGCUGAAGGGUUUAAUAAAAAUAAAAGGGAACAUAAAUGUGCACAAACAGGAACUAAAUAAAGCCACUGUAACUUUAAUGACCAACAAACAGUCAAGCAAACACAAUGACCAUAACACAUAGGUGAAACAGCAAGUGGGACUCAAAAUGCACCACUUGUGUGGGUUUUGGCACACAACCAAAACAUGCAACACAACAGAAACAAACAUAACAUAACAAAGAUAAACCAAAGGCAGCAUGACCAUCACCACUGCCAGAGGCUGCUGGCACCGUCACAAUACAUUCAACAAAACCAUCACAUAAAAUAAAAAUUAUAUGAAUGAAGCUAUGCUUUUGAUCUUGAUGAUACAAAAAUUAAUAAAUAAAAUAAUCUCUUCAGAUUAUCUCAGCAAAAUGUGACAAUGUUUUCGUUCUAACUAGUAUGGACUGCUUCAGUUAAGAAAAUACUCCAUAUGGUCAAGGGACAAAGCAUUCAUGCAUGCAUAUGUCAGAGUGUAGCAAUUAGUACAUUCAUUAAUGAGCAUUUCAGAAUUUGCAAAUCCAAGAACACUUCUUUGAAUUCCUAAAGAGAAUCCAAUAACAGACGUGAUACUAAUAAUCUUCUAAUAAUUUAGGGCCUUGAAAUAAUAGUGGCUUUUAGCAUCUCAUGAAUGUAUGAAAUAGGUGUUGACCCUAUGAGCACUAUGUUUUAUGCUUGAUCUUCUGAGUGCCUUUUAUUAAACAUUUAUCAUAAUUAGAAUGUUUAGUCUGUUUGGUACAGACAGAAGUGAGUAGACUAGCCAAAAACUGUACUCAAUAAAUGUAUUGUCACUUUUAAAUAAUAAUUACUCAAGUAGAUGUAAAAGUAGUCAAAUUAUUACUUAACUAAACAUAAAAAAGUAUCUAGUAAAAAGACUAAGCCUACUCAAGUAGUGAGUAACUUAAUCUAAUAUAAUUUAACACUGGGCAACAAUUUUUUUUUUUGUCCCACAGAAAUAGUACUUUUAUGCUUAUAAUAGUUUUUAUGCUGGAUUCAAAUCUGUUUUUGGAACUUUUCUACCAGGCAUAGUUUUUAAGUGAUGGGAAAAUAAAUUUUACUAAUUCUAUAUAUUAUUCAUAUUAGAGGGGCCAAGAGGGGCUCCGCUUUCUUUGACACCACAUAGUAAUAUGUCAAUAUAGUGGAACAAAAAAAAUAUGAAUAAUAAAUAUAUCCUGAAAACACAUUUGGAUUCAGUAUGCAAAAAUACAGUUUUGGGUUUUUUUGCAUGGGGCAAAAUCUAUGUUAACCAGUGUAAUCAAUAUAGAACUGCAAAACCACAGCCUGAUUUAGGCAGCACAAAGACACACCAAGUCAAUAUGUCCAAAACAACAUUUCUCAACUUAAUUGUAAUAAAACAUGUUGCCAAUUUCAAAUAAUGCACCAUCUUCUCGUUUAAAGUAGGCUUAUUUUGAAUUCAUUUAACACCACAUAAAUAAUGUUUGUACUGGACAGGAUUGUCACUACUGUUGCUCAUUGCUCUGGAUUUUUGUCCAACUCUUGGUGGCAAGGGGAAGUAAUGUCCUAAUUUUCUGAAUUAGAGAGGGUCUGUGUUGCGCCAAUAACAAGACGUGGGGCUAGUUAACUAGCUAGCCACGUGUCAUGUGUUAGCUAGGUAUGUAGCAAGUUACAUGAGGUUUUUGACAUUGGCUAGAUAUUGUGCAUAUAAGUAAAACAAGCAUUAAAGUGGAUUUAGUUAUCAAUUUGUGAUUUUUAGCAAAAUUUGUGAGAAUAUUCUAUAUGCCUUGCCAAAGGUAGCAUUUUGCUUCUCGUGAUAUUUAGGCCUACAAUGCAAGUGGGUGACUGAUUAACGAGGCCGGCUUGCUAGCUUGCUAUGUAAACUGCUAAACAACUGUGUCUAGGUGGUCGACAGAAAUGUCAAUAUGUAAAACCAGUAAGAAACCUUAACAUUUAUAAAGAGUGCUUCAGCAUGGAACAUGCAUAGGACACGAUGACAGUUCAGCUGCUGCAUUUAUUACUUUUGUCUGUUGCUAGCUAGCCAUUGUUUUCUCAGAAUAUCACUGAUGUCAUAUUACAACACUUUACUUGCAUAUUAAUAAUGCACAUUAGGCGACAGCACCAAUUUCACACACAGAUAUAUGAGCCUCAAAAAAAAGAAAGCACUUUUCCUAAAUUGUAUCAUGUACCAUAGCAGAGGACUUCAGAGGACUAACUAGGCAAAGUGGUGUGACUCAGUGGCCAUCCAUAAAAUUCUCAUUAACCUACCACACUUGACAGUCCAGGUCAUGGGGACAACCAGAGUUGAAGAAUGCGCACAAAAUGUGCAUUGAACUUAAAUUAUUUUUUAAAAAUAAUAUGAGGAAUGUAGAUAAAUAUGGAGGAACAGAAUAAAUGUGUUUCACCUGGUAAAAGCACUUAAGAGUAUAAAGUAGCCUCUUUUAAAACAACUCCUAAAAGUAUGAUUUGUUCAAAAAGUUACUUAAGUAAAUGUAACUGAUUAAAUAUAGCACGUUACUGCCCACUUCUGUGUACAGGUUAGCCUAUAUGCAGAGCAGGGCUUCACUUCAUUCCAGAACUAAUGUAUUUAAUGUACAGCUAUUGUAUCAUUAUCACUAUUUUAUCACUUCAUCAUUUAUUUUUCUAGACAAACAACCAUUUGCUGGGAUGUCUGUAAACUUUGACAAACCCUGGUCGUUUUAUAUUAUUUUUAGUUAGGAAUUCGAUUCUAAAAGCAAUUGAAAUAGGACUGCUUGUUAUGAGAGAUAUUGGCGAGAGAGUCCCUAAGAUAUUGUCACGCUAGUGUACCUUAUCAUUGACGGAGACUAAACAGCUUUAUUGCACAAUGAGCUUCUCUGUGCGCCUGCAUGUACAAGAAUUAAUCCCAAAGUGCUCAGUCAGAGACCGUUAUAGCUGCUCCAAACUAAAGGUGAGAUCAGCACGUGAAUAAAAUCACGCGGAAAAAUCCGCUGUGGGACUGGGCGACUCUGCUGAGGUGGAACAUUUUGAACUAGGUUUUGCCCAAUAUUUAUGACAGUCCAGUUGAUCGCCCGCUUAACGAAAGUAAAACAUCCGCACCUCUUACAGCAAGUACUGGGUAGUUCAGAAGCACAGAACAAGGAACACAUACCAUGUCUUUCAGUAAAUUGUAAAAGUUGUUUUCAGAGGCGAUGAUUAACAUAUGCCAUGCGUCAGUUUGACAUAAACUCACGAGGAACGCCUCUGUUUGAAGGUGAAAGUGCAGCACAGGUAAUAAAAUACAACUCUGAGGAAGCAUUGCAGUCAUGUAUUAUGGAAAAUAGCUGAUAUGUAACAGAACGCUGUCGCAGUUUUUAAAGAUAAACGGUUGGAAUUGAGUGAUGGCCAUAUGGCGUCAGUUUCUUGCUGUAGUUUACAACUGUAUUAAUGCCCGUUUCAUAUAUUUGCUGCUUGUAUGAAUGUCAUUUUCAUCCCACAAGAAAAACUGUCCACUAAUAACGUUUUUGCAAUGUGCUUCUCUUCGGAAAUGAAAUGAAUCAAGUAUGUAACUGGUCAUUAUUUCGAUGUAACAAAUAAAUGGCUCGAAAAGGAAUGUAUGUGACUAUGCAAGCUUAAGUGACCAUGUGGUUAAUUCCUUGGGUAGCUGCCCGCUGAAAGCAGCGUUGGGUUUUAUCUCUAGAACCCGACACUCAACUGAUAGCCCCUGUUAGGACCAAUUAGGAAAGUGGAGAAACGAAAAAAACAAGCGUCCGUAAUUACUUUAAUACGCCACAGCUUGUCUCAUCUGCUUAACCGGUCAGGCGCACCGCGGGGUCAGUCGUGAGGCGAAGAGACACGCGGCUAUCAACAAUUCAUGAGCAGCCAUUUUAUGCUAGCCGUGCAGUGUUUACAGUCUAUUUCUGUAACUGCUACGCUUUACUGCUCUGAAAAGACUGAUUAUAUCUACAAACUGCAGAGUGAAUGAUCUAAGAUUACAUAUAAACCCCAAAAUGUGGGAAUUUGAUCAUUCACGCAAUUCUAAUGCAAGUUGAUCACCAAUGUAAGUUGACAGGUGUCGACAUGGCGAUAUUAAAGGUGAUUAGGCCCAACGUGUUUCAUAUCGUGUCUGGAUUUACUUUGGCCGUAUUGUUUACACUUCUUAGUAAAAGGGGGUCCUCCAUUGUGACCAAAUGAGAUGUAGAUCUCCGAUCUAACCUUCCCUCGUAAAAAGCACACCAACCAACACAUCGUUUCCGUUUCACUUACCUAAUGUAAACACGGUUCGCUGGCUAUUACCAAACGAACCAUCCGUCUUCUUCGGAGCUGGAGAAGGCUUUGUUUGGAAGCUGUUAUUGACCCAAUUUCUGCACUCAGCCAGCAGAUGUAUUUACGCUUGCGUAGGCUAAUUGUAUUACAUAAUUCUGUUUACACAUGUAUUAUAUGUGGCCAAGAUCUGUAUCUGACCACCUCCGAAUGUGGUUUGAAUGAUCCGAUGCGUCUUGGGUGUGUUUGCAACGGGCUUUUCACGCGGUCAAGUGAAUUCCACAUGAUCCAAUCAAGAAAAACCCGUUAAUACAAAAAAAGGCCUAAUGGUGAUUAUACGUAUAUUGUACGUUUGACCAGACAGUAGAACAGCUAAAUGGAUUCUGCUUCUUCCUAAUGAAUAAAUGCAGUGAAUGUCAAAUUCAUUAUUCACUGUUUAAGUAACCACAUAUUGCCUACAGUACAACCACAUAGCAUUUAGACUGACAGUAUGAGAUUAACACUAAAUAGGCCUAUGUGAUUAAAGAUUGUCCCAUUGAUGUGUAGAAAUUUACAUUGUCAUCAAUAAAUAUUUUUGUUGUUUUUUU
Electrophorus electricus (electric eel) is the source of this 8494-nucleotide messenger RNA. Its product is annotated as potassium voltage-gated channel subfamily A member 10. Gene Ontology annotation, biological process: protein homooligomerization; action potential; potassium ion transmembrane transport. NCBI's taxonomy places the organism in Eukaryota, Metazoa, Chordata, Actinopteri, Gymnotiformes, Gymnotidae. The record is from RefSeq and is a predicted model, not a curated record. Gene Ontology annotation, molecular function: delayed rectifier potassium channel activity; protein binding. Gene Ontology annotation, cellular component: voltage-gated potassium channel complex; membrane.